Eurytemora carolleeae is the source of this 1614-nucleotide messenger RNA. RefSeq names its product polycomb protein Pcl (gene Pcl). The record is from RefSeq and is a predicted model, not a curated record. Gene Ontology annotation, biological process: positive regulation of DNA-templated transcription. The coding region runs from base 1 to 1614 and encodes 537 amino acids. NCBI's taxonomy places the organism in Eukaryota, Metazoa, Arthropoda, Copepoda, Calanoida, Temoridae. Gene Ontology annotation, cellular component: Set1C/COMPASS complex. The transcript is spliced from 4 exons.
AUGUCACAAACUGAACUUAGUGAGAUCUCUCUAAACUGUGAUAGUUCCGGAGUUAAAUAUGGUAUCCGCGUCAAGGAUGAACCCGAUGACCCGGAUCCGGAUUCUACGAUUCAGGAGCGGGACUGGAGCCGGAAACUGUUUACAGAGGGUGAAGAUAUCCUGGUUCAUGAUCAGGACGGACUCAUUUAUUUCGGGAUAGUUGUAGAGGUGGACCCGGAUAUAAAACAGUGUCUAGUCAGAUUUGGGGACUGCACAGAACGCUGGAGCAGUUUCUUUGAGUUGAGACGCUUAGGAGAACCUGAGACUGAGAAUACCGAAGAAAGUGCUGGAGCUGUUAACCCUCCUAAAUCUAGUUUAGAACUGCUCCACGAAGAACUAAAGACUGAAACUGAAGAGCUCCCCCAGCAUGUGCUGGACGCUAGAGCUCAGCUCUCAUAUAGUUUUGAGAGUCUAAACUGGGAUUCCACGCAUCAGAGGAAUGAGAGUGAAAUCUACUGUUACUGCGGAGAGAGCGGGGACUGGUAUAAGAAGAUGCUCCAGUGCAAGGAUUGUUUGCAAUGGUUUCAUCAAGAAUGUAUUAGAUCUCUCAACUAUCAACUGCUCUGCGGAGAUAGGUUCUUUGAGUUUGUGUGUACUGUGUGUAAUGGGAAGGAGGAAGAAAGCAUUGAACGAUUAGAUCUCUCAUUGGUUGACUCAACUCACCUUGUGAUAUUUAACCUCAUUAUUUCUAAAAACCAAAAAUUUCACGACCUUGAGACCUCUAUCCUCCCCUUCAUGAAGAAGAAACUGAAGUAUCUGCAGGGGAGCAGCUCCAACCCGUUGUUUAAAGCGAACAAGAUUGAAUCCGAAUAUAUCUCAAAAUUGUUAUCCGCAAACAAAUCCCGGUUCAAGUGCGGAAGUGAGACUGGGAAGAAGAACUCCUUCUGGGGUUUGAGAAAAAUGUGUGCUCCGCCCCUACCCAGUAAAUACUUCCCUAGGGGCUGGGGUAGAUGGGCCACUGGACCUAAAGGGUCCGUAAAGACAUAUAGUAAUCUUGAAAUUAGUUCUAAAAAAGGGCGCAAAGCUGUUAAAAAUGAUUUUCCGCGAAACCCGCAUGUCCGGCGGAACAAAGGGAGAUUUAAGGAUCUCAGUGGAGAGCAUUCCGAUUCCGACACUUCAAGUCGCGGAACAUUAGACUUCUUGAUCAAACCUCCGAAAGAUUUUACAGGUGCUAACAAUCCAUUCCGAAGUUUUGGACCACCAAGCGAGGUAUCUGACUACAUGAGUAGGGGUGGUUCUACUCCAAAUAGUUCUCUACGACGAGUUAUAUCUUCAGAUAAGGGGAGUCCGCUUAGCUCAGGGGCUCCAAGCACUGUUACAACAGACGAUUCUCUAGUUGAAGAUAUGCUGCAGAAUACUGAAGCUCUAGAUUCAGCAGAGCAGGACGAGGAGUUGAAAUCUCCAGGUAUCAAACUCUCCGAUCUCAAAGGUUCAUUAAGUUCCUACUUUGCUCCAAGUGCUAAGAGACGAAUAGAGCGAGGAGAUAAGUUUAGUGUGAAAGCACGUCGUCUUACACUGAACGGAGAUAUAGCUUACCUCAUAGACUGGGAGUCCGGUUCAUCAGAAACCUACUAG